Bombus huntii is the source of this 8223-nucleotide messenger RNA. RefSeq names its product protein alan shepard (gene shep). The coding region runs from base 4258 to 5934 and encodes 558 amino acids. The record is from RefSeq and is a predicted model, not a curated record. Gene Ontology annotation, cellular component: ribonucleoprotein complex; nucleus; cytosol. NCBI's taxonomy places the organism in Eukaryota, Metazoa, Arthropoda, Insecta, Hymenoptera, Apidae. Gene Ontology annotation, molecular function: mRNA 3'-UTR binding; poly(A) binding; poly(U) RNA binding. The transcript has 11 exons.
GUUAUUGUAGAUUGCUUACAGAUUUCUUUCUCUCCAUACCGAAAUCGGGCGUAUCGAUUCUUCGCGAAUAACUUUGUUUAGCUUACUUCAGUCUAAGUAGUUUUUUUCUGCAAUCGGUAGGAAACCUGUUCGUACGAGGAACGGAAUGUCUGAGUGGCUGCCGUCCUCUCAUCUCCGUGCAAUUCCACGCGUAGUAGAACGAGUCGACCAGGUGAGAUCGUUCAUUCUGCAAGAGACAUUUUUGUUUCAGUCCCUUCCUCCUUCUCUGAAGGCGACUCGCCGUGGCAGGGCCUGUGAAAUCGAAGAUGGAAAAUGGCCAGGCCAGGAAGGGAAAGUAACGGUACAAGGGAGGGCAUAGUUAGCACUGAAAAUGAAAAAAAGAUAAUAAAUCCUUGGACAAACCCUAGUAAUAAAUCCUUGGACAAACAAUAUAAGUUGAAUGUAUCGACUGAGCUACCUCGAUAGAAAAGUUACGAUGUCAUAAAUAUUCAUUAGAUGUUAUGUAUCAAGGUAAAUGUGUAAGAUUAGAAAGAAUAUACAAGAGAGACAAAGAGAGGUAGUUCGUAGGAGGUUGUGGAGGAUGUCGAGAAAUGAAGGCCAACGGCCUUGACCUUGUCCGUGACUUCGUCAUGAAUGAGAGAGAAAGAGACGGAGAGAUAUAAGAAAAGACACCGUUCAAAACAAAGUGGCCUGCUUUCUUCAAAAUCGAAGAUGCUGUAUAUGGUUGACAAGCAAGCAGGCAAGCAGGUAGACAGACAAUCAGGCAGGCAAGCAAAUUCAGGUAAACGGCCAGUCGAUGGUAAUGACUACAUAAAUCUCCAGGUCUUAACGCCUUGUAAGUGCUCUGUGGAAUUUGGAUUUAGAGGUAAAAGAAUUAUGUAGUUACCGAUUUAUCGGUCCUCGGUUUCGUUUGGACAACGAAGAGUGCAAUUAAUUAAGAUCCAUACCAUUAUGCGAGACGAAGGGUCGACGCGUCAUGUGUGCUAAUAGUGAAACUAGUGUAAGUACCUACAUGAAUACAUAUUCUAAUCUAUGGGUUAUAUAUCUUAAGAAAAUGUAAAAUUUAUUGUUCGGCAACGAAUUAUUUAUAUACCGUUUCUUAUAUAACUAAAAUGAUUCGUAUAUGAUUUAUGGCUUUAAACGAUUCAUAAUUUAUAUAAACGUAUAAUAUUAUAUUUAUUUCUUACUAAGAAUGACGUAGUUUUAUGUUCGGAACACUUGACAAUGGAUUUCGAAGACACGUUAUAUGCAUGCCUUUGGCACGGUUUGUAUUUAUUAGAGAAAUCACAAAAUGAUUGGUAAGUAGUACAUUUUUAAGUAGUUAUAUCAAAGUGACUUAUUACUCGUGCAAGUUGUACUGAUACGAAUGGAAAGAUUCUUGCAGUUUUUUCAAGGCUCUCGCGAAGUAAAAACGUAUGUUCGGACAUCUGUUCGACGUAUAUAAAGACAAUAUUGUCAUUAUCGAAAGUAACGUUUUGAUAAUACAUGCUUUCUUGCCAUUGUAGAUCUGCAUGAUAAGUUUAGUAACAACAUAAUUGCUACACAAAUCCGGUUUACAGAUACUUUCUUCGUUACGAUGUAUUUUAGAAAUUGCACACGAUCGUAUAAUCAUAACCUAUCAAUUCAAUUUAUAUCGCUACGUAGUUGUGUAGGUGACGAAAUAGGAUAUAUGUACAAGACCGAUCGAAUCGAGUUUUCCAAUUGCUACGCCACUGAUCGAGAAUCUAGGAUUGGAAAUGUAGAGGGCAUCUGUGAGUAGUACGGAGCUAUGGCCAACAGGCGGUAACCAGAAAGAGAAUUUCGCUCCAACAUCAUAAUAGAACGAAAUAGUGAAGAGUGCAAGUGAAAGAUCGAUUGAAACUUCCAUACGCGUUGCUUUCCCGAUUGAUCCACAUCGAACGUUACCGUGGCGUUUGUCUAGGCAGCAUCUCGAUGAAUGAGAAAUGUCGAUGACCGCAAAGGAAAUUACCGCGAUUUGCUGUUGAAAAGGGGGGAAAAAAGCUAGGGGAAAAUCUCGUCUCCUGACCUCGAGGGAGUAGGAGAAGUGAGUGAGGUCGUUCCACGAUCGAUAACGCGAGUCUCUCGCGGAAAGGUGCGAAAGAAGCUCGUCGGGCAUCAACGAAAGGGCCGAAAGAAUCGAUCUCUCAUCCUAUGAAAAGAAAGAGAGAGAUCUUAAUAUCUACCGGUUUUUCUCCUUUAGUAAAUGGUCGGUGAACAAGAAGAGAAGAGUCGGUCGGUACUCUAUCUCAGGUAGAUUUCUACAUAAGAGGGCAUAUGGCACACAUGUUUAUUGCCGUAUCGCGAAGGGUCGCGUAUACGGGGGUGAGUAUACCACCCGCCACUGUCUGUCGUCCGUUUUCUCUCUCUUCUUUUUUCAUUCUCUUCCCUUGUAUCGUGCUUCGUUAUCGCUCUUCGUCUUUCGCGGGGCGCUGUUGCUAGCGGUCUCCGUCGAGCUUUCGCCACUCGUUCAUUCGCAUGCUUGCCAACUGCGCCACGCUGAAACUCAUCAAGAAAACCGCGGUGAUCAUAGCCCUCUCUCCUCUACGUCAUUCGUUUAGGCUGUAGUUUCCCUGUCUUUAUUGGACGGACGAUUGGUACAUUGGUUAUCUCUUUGUCGCGCUCAACGAACUCGUAAGAUAUCGCUCGUAUAUGUGCUGAUACGUGAAUGUGUGUUGAGUGGCGGUCGUGCAGACAGGUGCGGCCGCCGGAGCCCCACCGUUGGUGGUGGCGUGCAUAGCGCCUCCAAGCGGCGACUCUCCUUAGUUUCGGGCAAGAUGGGCGAACCUCGCCGGGCAGUAGCUUAGACUCUACCUACAAGACAACACAUACACUAAAUGUUUCCUAACCACAAGUAACAAUUAAUUGUACAUUUAUUUUAUUUAAGGGAACACAAACUCUAUUUUUGUAACAUGCUGUAUUAGUAGUGCUUCGUGGAAUUUGUACGAUAUUAAAAAGGUGCGAGGCCACACGCGCGAUAUAUAACGGACGAGAAGACGACGACGGAAAGUACGAAAAAAGAUAGAAAGAUUUUCGCGAUAACUGGAAGAUCUAAGUGCGAAAGAAGAAAAAGAAGGAAAGAAAAACAAAGAGGAGGGAUAAGGAUAAAGGAAGAAGACGGUGUGAUUGGGAAGAUAUACGAGCGAGGGAUCGAAGAUAAGGACUUAAGGAAGACAGUGACCGAAGCGACGAGGACAACGAUAAAGGGAACAAUUCCGACGAAGACGGCAACGACGUGGAUAAGAACGAUCGUACCGCAACAGCAACCACUAUUGGUUGAAAACGACACCGAAGUAGGUGAUAAUCUCGCGUAGUCUCUCCUACUCGUUGUCUUAGUUCUCGGUGUAGCCUAACUGAUUCUCUCGAUGUGGUGCGUGUUUUAAUAACGAAUUACGACGUGGAGAAAAGUGUUCGACCGAUAGUAGUAGUGAAGUGUAUAAGCCGACACACCCUCUUGACACUCGACAUCCGUCUCAUAUCGCCAUCGGUUCAGGCUCUCUACCCCCUUCUUUCCUCAUCUUUCUCGCUCUUCCUCACUCCAUCCUUUGGCUACAUUUACGUAGUACCGCGUGUACAUUCGGUCAUUGCAACAGAAAGCCGCACACACCACGUCCCUCUUUCUCUUUUUCUCUUCUGGCUCUUCCUCCCGUCUCAACCCCUCAGCUCACGUUUUCUCUUCCCUCUCUCUCUUUUUUUCUUUCCCUUUCUCUAUCCAAAUCGUCCUACCGUCUUCUUUUUCUUCUUUCUCUUCUCUUUGCUGCAAAGUGAUGUAUUGUUGCGCUUGUCGCAUCGGGUUUUGUCGGUAUUAAAACUAUACCGACUGACUUUGACUUUAUUGCUGUCCCUUCGCGUCCAUAACCAUACAUACUGUACUUCAUCCUAGGUUCUACCCCCUCCUCGACAACCCUCGUUCUACGAAGCGUCUCACCCACACUUAUAUUCAUCAUCUCUCUCUUCCUUCCUCACUCUUUUUCUGCCUCCGCUCCACCCCGGUUUAUCGGCCGAUCGGAGUGCAAAUUCGUUUCGUGACCGUGCUGUGUUGGUUCUUUGCUUGCAUCUGACCAGUGUCGAAGAGAUAUCGAAAAUCCGCGGGUGACGCUGCUUUAACGGCCGGGCAACACUAGCCUGAAAAAACCAGCAACGAACUACAAGUACGAAAUAAGAGAAGAGAGAGAAGAGACACACGCAUUACCCGUAAUAAUAGGACAACGGCACAGCGUAUCGUUUCGAGCGGGCGCCACGAGCGAUAAGACCGCUAACAUGUCCGUGAGAAUGGAAAACGUAGCCGCGCCAAGGAAGCUCAACUACAAAAUGAUGGGUACGAAUGGUCCUAGACCGGCGUAUGUGGGUGCUAAUAAUGGUAAUGCCGGUGGCGCCGGGGGUGGCGGUGGUGGUGGUGGAGGCGGCGGCGGCGGCGCUACGGGCGGUGGCAUCGGUGUUGGUCCGGCGAGCGGUGGCGGCGGUGGAGGUGGAGGUGGCGGUGGCGGCGGCGGUGGUGGAGGCGGGCAUGGAUUGAAGGGGAACACCGGCGGCGGACCACGAGGUGGGAACCCCGUGCAGUAUCGCGCGAGCAGUGCAGCGGCUUGGGGCGCAGCGCCGCCCUCUCAUGCGGCUGCGGCUGCGGCUGCGGCGGCGGCUGCCUAUCCACCGUACACGCGGUAUCCAAGCGCAGCGGCUGCAGCUGCGGCGGGCCAGAUGCCUGUCGGAGCACAGCAACUACCGCCUACGGCGAAUCCUUACGCCACCGCCACCUACGCACAGCACGCGUCGUAUGGUGGACAACGGGUACCUACAGCUUCCUCUCCAGCUAACACUAAUAGUAGUUCCAGCAGUGCUACCGGCAGUCGAAGUGGGACAAUGAGCACAAGUCUUAGCAAUAAUGCUAUACAAGGACAACAGGCAGAACAGCUAUCAAAAACAAAUUUGUAUAUUCGUGGCCUCAAUCAAAAUACAACUGACAAGGACCUCGUAAACAUGUGUUCUCAAUAUGGAACUAUUACAUCUACAAAGGCCAUUUUGGAUAAAAAUACGAAUAAGUGUAAAGGUUACGGAUUUGUAGACUUUGAGUCACCAGUGGCGGCAGAGGGUGCUGUGAAAGCACUGGUUGCCAAGGGCAUCCAAGCGCAGAUGGCGAAAGUGGGUAUCUGGUUGCUCCCUAGACUGCCCAGUGUACGUUGGUUGUGCAUGCAACAACAGGAGCAGGACCCAACUAAUCUAUAUAUUGCAAACCUGCCCCUGAGUUUCAAAGAAAAUGAUGUUGAAGGUUUGCUUGCUCAAUAUGGGCAAGUUAUUUCAACACGAAUAUUACGUGAUACAGCUGGACAAAGUAAAGGUGUUGGAUUUGCAAGAAUGGAAUCUAAAGAAAAAUGUGAACAAAUAAUUCAGAUGUUUAAUGGAAAGGCACUACAAGGUGCUAAAGAUCCGUUACUGGUAAAAUUUGCUGAUGGUGGUAAUAAGAAAAAAUCAUUAUACAAAAGUACAAUAUGGAGGGAAACUGGCGAGAAUAUAACUUUGAAUUACGAUACAAGUGGUGUUGGUCAAAACGGGGUUGCAACUACUCACAUGCUACCUGCAGCCACCUUAACACAAUAUAGUCGUCAUUAUGGUCAAGCUUUACCGGGAUACAGUGUGCCAGGAACGCCCUGGGUGACUCCUUACUUGGUGCAGACUGCCCCUCCACACAUGCAACAGGUCGACAUGAUGCCAUCAGCUGAUCCUAGUAAUCCACAAUACAGUAUGAUUCCUCAACUAACUACACAAAUGUCUACGUUACAUCUUGGCACUGGUUCCUACAUAGCAAGCCCACAUCCCUAUCCUUAUACUACUUAUCCUCCUAGCAUUAUUCAUACCAUGCCACUGGGUGAUUCUGAACAAACAAGUAAUGCAGCAUCUCCUGAUGAUUCUUACCAACAAUACCAAGCUCAGCAGCCCAAGUAGGCUAUGGUUUUUAGAUUUCCGUUUUUUUAACAUUUCAGAUACGAUUACACCGAGAGUUAUGUAAGUUAGGAGAGCCACACCUGUUGAUAAGAAGGAUUAUAUUAAUGAAGGAUAGAUAAGGCUAAAUACAAUACAUAAAGUCAGAUAAGAUUCUUCCUCAUGAUAAUUGACUUGCCAGCCAUCUUUUAUACAUUUUAUCCAUCAGAUAAAUAGGUGAAAGUAGUUAAUAUUUUCCAACGAUUAGAGAAUGAAUGUUGUCAUAAGAACGGGGUACGAGUGCUCGUGUCAUCUACAUUGUUCGGCACCAGCACGGCUCCAUACGCUGUAACGCCAACACAUCAUUACAACAGUGACAAAACUGAUAUUCUGCGACGGACAGUUUAGUGUCAAGCUGAUAGGCUUCCAGGAUUAACUUUAGGUAUUACAUUUACUAAGGAAACGAUAAGUCGAAGCUAAAGGCUUUGAGAGUGUGAAUAAAAUAUUUUAACAAAAACUGUAAACUAUAAAAGAAACGCUGCUCAGAAAUAUACAAAGGAGAAUUCUUCCCAAGAAAUAAUAAUAAUAAUAUACAGAAAAAAGCACUUCCAAAUGCUAGAAUUGAUUAAAAAAAACAUUCAGAUUUGGUUACUUGUAAUCAGUACCUACCGGACUUUCGUGCCAGCUGGCUGGCCGGUGGCUGGGCUGCGAAGAGAAGGGGUUGUGGAUCAGUAUUUCUUUUUCACAGAAGAUACUGAAGAAAAGAGCUCUUCCUUAACAGCGCACACCACCCCAUCCACUAACUGCACUCUCAUCAUAUUAUUUCUUUUUGUUUUCUUCUGUUUCGUUCAGACAUUCCAAGCCAGGCACAUAUAUUGUAUGUAUGUAUUGCCACGCGGAGAUUUUUAUCUACUUUUACAAGUACAGUUCGCGUUCUCUUUUUAAUCACGGACGAAUAUAUUUUAUGGACGAAAAAGAAGUGAAGAUUUUAAGAGAGAGAGAGAGAGCGAGCGAGCGAGAGAGAGAGAGAGAGAGAGAGAAAAAGAUGAAGCUUUAUUUCUAAAGGAAAAAAAAACUUCAGGAUAUAUGUAAUUAUUGUAACAAGAAGGAAAGGAACAUAGUACUUUUUAGAAGAUUUAUAUUUAUGAGUACAGUUACUACGAAUUGAUAUCAGUUUUAAUUGUACAGUGAAUACAGAUAUUUUUUUUAGAAUUGUGCCUUUUCAGACAAAUCCGCUAGACUGGGAUAUGCUGAAAAAUAUUAUAAUAUAUUUUUACGUCGGUAUGUAAAUGCGAAACUUGAGCCAAAUUUUGAUCUUCUAGUUAAGAGAAUAUAAUUGUUUUUGCGUUGUAGCCAGUUAAAUAUCACUACGUUUGUUUUUUGGUUAUGAAUUCGAAUAGAUUUUGUAUGUGUAUAGUUGCCACUAACGGGAUUGACGGACCGAAAACAUCUGUACGGUUCGUACGGAGUCUAGGAACAAAAGAAAAAUGAUAUGAAAUCAAAUGGCGGAUCAUUGUUAACUGAGACUAAUCCAUACCGCCCCAAAAGAAAAUGAGAGAGAGACAGAAUAGGCUUGUUACAACGGAAUACGAUAGAUAGAGUGUAAAUUAAUUUAUUAUAUCGAACAAACGAAUAAAAUCGCGUUGCAAAUGAAAACGAAAAAGAUAAUGGGACUGGAGUAGAACGAUAGGCGAGAGGAUCGAACGCGAGGAAACAAAAAGAAACGUAAAAUACAGAAUAUAAGUUGAAAAUUUUCUAUCUACGUGGUAUCGAGAGAGAGAGAGAGAGAGAGAGAGAGAGAGAGUGAGAGUGAGAGAAAACGGAGAAGCAAAAGGUUUAAUGAUAAAAAAAAGAAAAAACACCCUCCUCUCCUGCGUUCCUCUAAGCCCGUUUUUACAUCUGGCACAGUUUUCACGUUGUCUGACUUAGGUCGAGUCGAGGAACGAUUAGCAGAAAGCUUUCUACCAAAUAUUACGAGCUCCGGGCUCGAAGUGGCAGGCAGGUAGUUAGAUAGAGUUAGAGGCGAUCGUAGCUAUUAUUAUAAUAUUACAAUAAUAUGCUGUAUUAUUAUAAUUAAUGAUUACUAUUAUUGACGUCAUCUAAAGUAUGAAAGAUUUUUACACUGUUGAGACUUGAAGUAAAUAAUAUAUUUAGUUUAUUUUGGUACAUCACGAUUUGAUGACAAGAGAUAAAAGAUGAAAAAAGUGGUAUGAACUAUUUUUUAAGAGACCGAUUAUUACUCGAUUUGAGUCCAUGCAUUAAGGGAGACUAACAAAAAAGAAUAAGAGAGCGAGAGAAAGAAAGAAAGAAAGA